AUGGACGGUCCACCUCGAAGUAUUAUCAUUGUCGGAGCGGGAAUUGCGGGCAUCGCUUGUGCUCUUGCUCUGUCUCGAGAGCUCACCCCAUUUGUUCCCGAUUUGAACAUCACAAUCUAUGAGAGACAUGAUAUCUUGUCCACCUCCGGUGGCGCCAUCAAUCUGACACCGGUGGCCCAACGCCACUUAGCCCAACUCGGUGUGCUAUAUGAACUUGAUCGAAUGGGACCUGAAGGGGGAGCUGAAGUCGAUGCCAUUGAACUAUACUCUAUGCGAUCUGGUCGAUCAAUGGGUUCUAUUGAUUUUAUUGACCAGGAUGGAAAUGGUUUUGGUGGAUACAAGGGCCGCAGAGUUAUGCGUAUCAUGCUCUCAGUGGCAAUGAUGACAGUCGUGGACAAAACUCAAAAUAUUGAUAUCGCUUUUGGCAAGAAAGUCGUCGGUGGAGAGGAACUCGAUGGUAAAGCCGUGGUCCACUUUCAAGAUGGGUCUGAAGCUGUCGGUGAUCUUGUUAUUGGAUGCGAUGGAGUUCACUCGCCAGUCCGAACUCGCUGGGUCGAUCCAAAAUGCCCUUCCCAGUAUACAGGCAUGUCUUUCUUGCAGGCUAAUAUUCCAUCAAAUACGAUCUCGUCUCCGAUUCACUUCAAGUCAUCGGCUUUGAACAUCUCCAGGCAUGGAUCAAUCCUCACCAGUUUCUGUGACCGCGAUCAAGAGCAAAUCUUUGCAGCUGCAAUUGUGCAAUUUGAUCAAUCUCAACUCUCUGAUCAUAAGCACGACUCAAAUCAGGACUGGGCAACCAAAAAUCGCAUUCGUUCUGCCCUGCGCCGUGAAAUCCAAGAUCGCUUCUCCAAAUCCGCGAUUCCAUGUAUCAGAGAGAUCACAGCCAGCAAAGCAGAUUGGUUGCUCUACCCGGUAUACCAGGUCCAGCCAGGAGGCAGAUGGUGCCUGAACCGUGUUAUCCUGUUAGGAGAUGCUGCUCACGCUAUGCCUCCAAGAGAUGAGUCUGCAGCAUAUGCUCUUGACGAUGCCAUUCUAUUUGCUAGACUCUUAGCUCGAUACCGAUCAGAACCUCUCUUUGAGGUGUUUGAAGCUUAUGAAAACUUGCGACGUGAGACGAUCAAUCGUGCAUUCAAAGAAUCUCGUCGAAUGUGGGAUCGUAAUAGAGACAUGGGAUUCUUAGAGGGCAGGCUGAAGGAAUGGAUGAUGCCUCGCUACGUUCGAAGUCAGCGAGAUGAGCGUGAGGCUGCAUGGGAGUUUGAUGCUACUCAAACUUCCCUUCCCACGCCCGCACCUAGCGAGGAUCUGGUGAGCUUGCAUUCAUUUUUGAAAGAACAUACUGCUGUAUGA
Penicillium malachiteum is the source of this 1344-nucleotide messenger RNA. RefSeq names its product FAD-dependent oxidoreductase. Gene Ontology annotation, molecular function: monooxygenase activity; FAD binding. The transcript is spliced from 2 exons. Bases 1 to 1344 code for a protein of 447 amino acids. The record is from RefSeq and is a predicted model, not a curated record. NCBI's taxonomy places the organism in Eukaryota, Fungi, Ascomycota, Eurotiomycetes, Eurotiales, Aspergillaceae.